Messenger RNA from Anolis sagrei ordinatus, 2263 nucleotides. RefSeq names its product TNF receptor superfamily member 11a (gene TNFRSF11A). Gene Ontology annotation, molecular function: cytokine binding; tumor necrosis factor receptor activity. The record is from RefSeq and is a predicted model, not a curated record. Gene Ontology annotation, cellular component: external side of plasma membrane. NCBI's taxonomy places the organism in Eukaryota, Metazoa, Chordata, Lepidosauria, Squamata, Anolidae. Gene Ontology annotation, biological process: lymph node development; response to interleukin-1; positive regulation of bone resorption.
GCUGUGGGCACUGGAGCCGAGUGGGCGGGAAAUAGUCUCUCUCUCUCAAGCUCUUUCCUUCCAGAGGAGGAGAAGCCGAGAAGGGAGUCGCUGCUGCUGCCUCAGGCGGAUUGCUUGGUCCCAGGGAAGGACUUUCUAGCCCCGCUCUUCCACACAGUCAUAUAACCCAGAAUAUCAAGGCAGAGAAUCCACAAUAUAUGCUUUGAACUGAGAUAUCUGAGCCCACGCUGCCAUAUCAUCCAGUUCAAUGUGGAUUUUAUACAGCUGUGUAGAAGGGGCCCCCAUGGCCAUGGCCUUGACCCCCACUUGCUGGACCCUCGCCUUUCUGCUCUCUCUUUGCACCACUGGCGCACAGUUCUCCAUACAAAUUACCCCUCCUUGUAAAAGUGACCAACACUAUGAAUACGCUGGGAAAUGCUGCACCAAAUGUGAACCAGGAAAGUACAUGUCUGCAAAAUGCACUGCCACCUCAGAAACUGUAUGCAAACCUUGUGGCCCAAAUGAAUAUUUAGAUAUCUGGAAUGAAGAAGAAAAAUGCUUGCUUCAUAAAAUCUGUGACCAUGGGAAAGCUUUAAUAGAAGUAAAUCCAGGAAACAGCACAUCCCAGCGACAGUGUGCCUGCACUGCUGGUUAUCAUUGGAAUGAAGACUGUGACUGCUGUCGAAGAAACAGAAAAUGUCCCCGGGGUUCUGGAGUUAAACAUCCUAUACAACAAAACAAGGACACAGUGUGCACACCAUGUCCUGUAGGAUACUUUUCUAAUGUUUCUUCUGCGACUGAUGCAUGCAAAAUGUGGACUAACUGCACAGCUCUGGGAACUGAGGAAAAGAUGCCUGGGAACAGCUGGUCUGAUGCAGUUUGUAGGCAGCAUUUGAAACCACAUGCACAAGAUGAUUCCAACACAUUACUUUAUAUAGUGAUUGCUUCAUUCUUCCUUGUUGCUUUGGUUGGCAUUGUUCUCCUCGUGAGAUACUAUCACAAAAAGGGGAAAACACUAACAGCAGAUUUGCAGUACUGGGCUCAUGUGGUAUGCAGACAAAUAAAAGGGACAAAGGAUUCCCCUUGUGAUACCUUUGUAAAUGGAAAUGUGGCAUGUCCUGAUGGUCCUCUGCUUUUGAAAAACACAUAUUCUUUUUCUGAGGAUGCCUUUUAUCCACAUAAACAUAAUGUCAAUGGAGAAGGUGCCCCUGAUGCAAUCCACUGUGAAUUGGGUGAAGAUUUCCCAACACAAUCUCUUAUAACCAUGUCUGAAGAUGACCACUUCAGGCAGGUUCCCAUGGAAGAUGAGUAUAUGGACAGAAUCUCCCAUGGCCCCCAUUACUUACCUUUACUUGGCCAAGCUGAAAGCAAGCCUAUCUCAUGUUUCUCUGAGCCAUUGGAAGUGGGGGAGAAUGAUAGCUUGAGCCAGUGCUUCAUGGGAACAGAAAACGUCAUGGAAUUUCCAUAUUGCUGUUGCUCAGACGUUUCCUGUGGAACAGACACUGUCCAGGCAUCUUCCCACAAAUGCCUGUCAACCUCUUGCCAUCAUUCUGCCUGUAGGGAUGCUGAUAUGCAGGAUAUAAGUGAUGCUCUUUUAAGGUCUGGAGAGACAAGUGGCUGCACUGCCAGUAAAGCAUCUUGUAGAGAAUCCCCCAGUAAACAUUUCUGUGCUGGCAAUUCUUUGGAAGACAGUAGCCCUUCUCCACUGGGCACCUAUGGCUUGGACUCCCCUUCGUUGGAUCAGACUGAUUCUGCAAGCAACUCUGGUGUCGGAAGUGACUCCUUUGAUGGGAAUGGCACAAAGCGGCAGAAUGCAAAAAGAAUUCCUGAAUCGAACUGCAAUACGUCGGAUGCCCCGGCGGCAUCUGGUAAUGUGACUGGAAACGGCAACUCUACCUUCAUUUCAAGUGGACAGGUCAUGAAUUUUAAAGGGGAGAUCAUUGUGGUCUAUGUCAGCCAGAACUCCCAAGAGGGAUCCAUGUCUCCUGGAUCCAGCGAUGACAGUCUGGGAAGCCCUGUGCAAGAAGAAAACCCGAACCGUUGUGAGACAUUUGCAGGCAAUGUGCACCAGUAUAAGGAAAAAUGUGCUGAAAUGAAUUCGCCUCACAGCAUGAGCAGCUGCGAACCAGCAAGCACUGUGGGAGGGUUCAAGAGGACUUCAGGGCCUAUUGUUCAGGAAGAGAACCUUAAGGGCCAGGACAAUAAACACCUCUAUAAUGAGGCUUCAUGGCCUGUACAAGAGGAAGGAAAGUCGGGGUAGUUUCUAAAGCAAAUGCUGAACUGA